UGUAGCUGGAUGGUCCCACAGCUGUUGCCGCACCGAGGGUGAGUGCUGGGGGGUGUGUGCGUAGCUGGCCUCUGAUUGGCCACCGGCUUUUCUCGCGGACCUAUAAGUUUUCUCCCAUGUGAGCGGCUUUAAAAUCAAAUCGUCCUCAGCAGCGGCACACGUCACCGGCAGGAGAGCAGGUCAAGAUGGCAGAGAUGAGAAGUCUUCAUCUGAAUACCCCUCUCAGAGACAGUGUGCCAUUGUCCAAACUGUCUGGCACCAAAGUCUAUCUAAAACUUGAUAAUGCUCAGCCAACAGGUUCUUUUAAGAUUCGUGGCAUUGGACAUCUGUGUAAGACGUGGGCAAAACGUGGCUGUACCCAUUUUGUGUGCUCCUCAGGUGGUAAUGCCGGCCUGGCAGCUGCUUACAGUGCCCGCAUGCUGUCCAUUCCUGCCACCAUCCUUGUCCCUACCACUACUCCAGCUUUUACCAUUCAGAGGGUUAAGGAUGAAGGAGCAACAGUGUGUGUAGUGGGGGAGAUACUGGAUGAGACAAUUGAGCAUGCUAAAGAGUUGGUGAAGAAUAACCCGGGAUGGGUGUAUAUCCCCCCUUUUGAUGAUCCUUUAAUAUGGGAAGGCCACACUUCACUAGUUAAAGAAAUUAAAGAAAGUCUUCCUUCAAAACCUGGAGCUAUAGUCCUGUCAGUAGGUGGUGGUGGCAUGCUCUGUGGCGUGGUUCAAGGCCUGCGGGAAGUAGGAUGGGAUGAUGUCCCCAUCAUUGCCAUGGAAACCAAAGGAGCUCAUAGCUUAAAUGCAGCUCUGGAAGCUGGGAAACUAGUGACCUUACCAGAAAUAUCCAGUGUAGCGAAGACUCUGGGAGCUAAAACCGUGGGAGCCCAAACACUAAAAGUGGCUCUGGAACAUCCAGUUUUCUCCGAAGUAAUCUCUGAUCAGGACGCAGUGAUUGCUAUUGAGAGAUUUUUAGAUGAUGAAAAGAUGCUUGUGGAACCAGCAUGUGGUGCUGCUCUAGCGGCAGUUUACAGCAACGUCUUUGGGAAAUUGCAAAAGGAAGGCAAACUGAGCCAAGAUCUCUCCUCUCUGGUCAUCAUAGUAUGUGGUGGAAACAAUAUCACCCUGACACAGCUAUUCCAGCUCAAAGAGCAGCUGGACAUCAAAUCCACGAGUACUGCUUAACACUGAUGCAUAAAUCGAGGCAAAGACUACUUGACACUACUAAAUUCCUGGAUAGACUUCUGUCCUACUGUCACAUUGGGGGGGGAAAGAGCAUUAAAACGGCUGCUUUACAUAUACCUAUAGGGGCAAGCCUCAUUUUUGAAGCAAAUGUGUCUGCCUGUGUCACAGGGUAGCUAAUGAACACUAACUGGUCAAAAAGGACCAUUUACACUAUAUACUUGAAAAUAAUUUCCAGAAAGUGUUUGUUGACUUGGGUCUGGCAUCCAGGGCUGUCUUAGGGAAAUUUUUAACAUGGAUUACAAUUUAGCCUUUUUAUAUUAAGAGUGUCGGGCAAAAAAGCAAUAUACAUUUGCAUGACCACAAUGUAAAAAUGUGUGAACUUUCUGUCUCUGCCAAGUCCCCAAUAGGCAAAUAAGUUCCCCUGGAAAACCUGACAACCAGAAUGUCAAGUUGUGUCUUCUAAUUAUGUCUUCUCUUUGGGUAGAUUGAGUUCUGGGUUUUACCUCAUUGGUGCUGAAGUUCCCAUAGUUUCUAUAAGCACAGCAUCAUCUAGUGCCAAAAUAAAUGGCAAUUAUUAUUUUUUUCCCCCUGUAUCUCAGGCAUCCCACAAUGGGUAAACAUUUUUAACACUUUUAAAUUAAAAGCAGUUUUUAGAUCUAAAACAUUAAAGGUUUUGUAGAACAGACUAAUGGAAAGCCACUUUAAAUGUAUCUACCUCAAAGUGCGUGGCUUUAUUGUAUAUACAUAUUUGACAGUUUUGUAGCUGAAAUGCUACAUAAAACUUGUAAUUCAAUAACUACUGAAUUUUAAAUUUAUUUGUAAUUUGAUGUAUUUUCAAUGUAUGUGUCAUAAAACCCUUUUUUCAAUAAAGAGACUAAUCUAA
Messenger RNA from Rana temporaria (common frog), 2055 nucleotides. It is a transcript of the gene SDS, whose product is annotated as serine dehydratase. The record is from RefSeq and is a predicted model, not a curated record. Lineage: Eukaryota; Metazoa; Chordata; Amphibia; Anura; Ranidae. Gene Ontology annotation, molecular function: L-serine ammonia-lyase activity; pyridoxal phosphate binding; threonine deaminase activity. The coding region runs from base 186 to 1172 and encodes 328 amino acids. The transcript is spliced from 8 exons. Gene Ontology annotation, biological process: L-threonine catabolic process; L-serine catabolic process.